UUUAGUCUCGGAGGCACCAGAUCACUCCUCUCUCUCUCUCUCUCUCUCUCUUCUCUAACCUUUUUCACAUUCUCUUCUUCUUCUUCUCGUGAAUUCAAGAUUCUUUAAUUGAUUAGAUCGAGAAAAAUGUCUUCAGCGCCGUCUCCAGGGACAACUCCAUCACCAUCUCCGCCGUCUCCUCCCACUAACUCCACAACUCCUCCUCCUGCUUCUUCUCCUCCUCCAACUACAACUCCUCCUCCUCCUUCUUCUCCUCCUCCGUCGCCAUCUUCUAACUCAACCUCUCCUCCUCCUUCUUCUCCUUUACCUCCUUCUCCUCCUGGAUCUUCAACUCCUCCUCUUCCUCAGCCUUCUCCUCCUGCACCCGUUACUCCAUCUCCGCCUUCUCCCACCACACCAACUCCUCCUGGACCAAUCACUCGAAGCCCUCCAACUAAUCCCACGGGAUCUAAUACUCCACGAACUCCAUCUAACAACCCAUCAAACUCUUCUCCCCCGCCGCCGUCUGAUUCUUCCGGUGGUUUAUCUACAGGGGUUGUCGUUGGAAUCGCCAUUGGAGGAGUUGUUGCGCUUGUUGUAUUGACUUUGAUUUGCCUUCUUUGUAAGAAGAAACGAAGAAGAAGAUACGAUGAUGAAGCUGCUUACUAUGUUCCUCCUCCUCCACCACCUCCUGGUCCCAAAGCUGGAGGACCUUACGGUGGACAGCAGCAGUAUUGGCAACAACAGAACGCUUCACGACCUUCAGAUAAUCACGUGGUGACGUCAUUGCCACCACCUAAGCCUCCUUCUCCACCGCAACAACCUCCUCCGCCUCCACCACCGCCUGCAUUCAUGAGCAGCAGUGCAGGCUCUGACUAUUCGGAUCUUCCGGUGCUUCCUCCACCAUCUCCAGGGCUUGUGUUAGGCUUUUCCAAAAGCACUUUCACUUAUGAGGAGCUGUCAAGAGCUACUAAUGGCUUCUCUGAGGCUAAUUUGUUAGGACAAGGUGGGUUUGGAUAUGUGCAUAAAGGUAUAUUGCCAAGUGGGAAAGAAGUUGCUGUGAAACAGUUGAAAGCUGGGAGUGGUCAGGGAGAAAGAGAGUUUCAGGCUGAGGUUGAGAUCAUUAGCAGAGUUCACCAUAGGCAUUUGGUUUCUCUUAUUGGUUAUUGCAUGGCCGGUGUUCAAAGAUUGCUUGUCUAUGAGUUUGUUCCCAACAACAAUCUUGAGUUUCACCUUCAUGGGAAGGGACGACCUACGAUGGAAUGGAGUACUAGAUUGAAGAUUGCUCUUGGAUCUGCUAAAGGUCUUUCAUAUCUUCAUGAAGAUUGCAAUCCGAAAAUCAUUCACCGUGAUAUUAAGGCGGCAAAUAUACUUAUGGAUUUCAAGUUUGAAGCUAAGGUUGCUGAUUUUGGUCUUGCCAAGAUUGCUUCUGAUACAAACACUCAUGUAUCUACACGUGUGAUGGGAACCUUUGGGUAUUUGGCUCCAGAAUAUGCUGCAAGUGGAAAGCUCACAGAAAAGUCUGACGUUUUCUCAUUUGGCGUUGUACUUUUGGAGCUUAUAACCGGGAGGCGCCCUGUUGAUGCAAACAAUGUCUAUGUAGAUGACAGCUUAGUUGACUGGGCACGACCCUUGCUUAACCGUGCAUCUGAGGAAGGAGAUUUUGAAGGUUUGGCAGAUGCAAAGAUGGGUAAUGAGUAUGACAGAGAGGAGAUGGCUCGUAUGGUUGCUUGCGCUGCAGCUUGUGUACGCCAUUCAGCUCGUCGCAGACCUCGCAUGAGCCAGAUAGUACGCGCCUUAGAAGGAAACGUAUCACUCUCUGAUCUUAACGAAGGGAUGAGACCGGGUCACAGCAACGUCUACAGCUCAUACGGAGGAAGCACAGACUAUGACACGAGCCAAUACAACGACGACAUGAAGAAGUUUAGGAAAAUGGCACUUGGAACUCAAGAAUACGGCACAACUGGAGAAUACAGUAAUCCAACAAGUGACUACGGACUGUACCCAUCAGGCUCGAGCAGUGAAGGUCAAGCCACAAGAGAAAUGGAGAUGGGGAAGAUCAAAAGAACAACAGGUCAAGGUUAUAGUGGACCUUCUCUUUAAAAACCAAUAAGAGAAAGAGAACUUGCAGGUUAUUUUUUUUUGGAUUCUUUUUUCUUAUUAACUGUAAAGAUUUGAGGAAAUUGCCUUACUCUCUAAUUGAUCUAUACUACGAUAUAUGAUACAUUUAUAUUGUUUCUUUUGGUUUCUUCUUUAGAUGUUGUCAUGUUGAUUCUGGUA
This is a messenger RNA of Capsella rubella, 2259 nucleotides long. RefSeq names its product proline-rich receptor-like protein kinase PERK1. Gene Ontology annotation, molecular function: ATP binding; protein kinase activity. The transcript has 8 exons. Lineage: Eukaryota; Viridiplantae; Streptophyta; Magnoliopsida; Brassicales; Brassicaceae. Gene Ontology annotation, biological process: protein phosphorylation. The record is from RefSeq and is a predicted model, not a curated record. The coding region runs from base 127 to 2082 and encodes 651 amino acids.